Messenger RNA from Aspergillus tubingensis, 678 nucleotides. RefSeq lists its product as uncharacterized. The coding region runs from base 1 to 678 and encodes 225 amino acids. The transcript has a single exon. The record is from RefSeq and is a predicted model, not a curated record. NCBI's taxonomy places the organism in Eukaryota, Fungi, Ascomycota, Eurotiomycetes, Eurotiales, Aspergillaceae.
AUGAAGCUUCUUCCAAUCAUCUUCCUUGCCAUCUCGACAGGGGCCUUUGUUCUGCCCCAGAAUAUGUUCCAGCCAUUCCAGCCUUCAUUCGAUAGUAUUAAUAACGAGAUCGACCAACCCACUACUACGACUCUACCAAAAAGCUACCGCAAAUGCUACAAAUUAACACACAUCGACCGCGGCGAGAUCAAACGCUUCAUCCCUCGCGGCGGUCAAGGCGGAUUCUUCUGGGAACCACUCUUAUUCGACGAAGACACCCCUCCAAGGACAUUCCAAAUAUGCGGAGACUACAAAUCCGGCUGCCCAUCCCCCGAGGGCAACGUAACCAAUGGCGGGUCUUUCUGUCUCAACUGGCUCUCCAAAGAAUGGGGACCACUGGUGCUUAAGGCGUAUCGAGAUAAGUCUUGGUAUCUCUGGCCUAAUGAGAACAGCGAAAAUAAAGAUCCGCUGGUCCCGUUCAAAUUCCAGGCUGUAAAGGACGAAGGCGACAAGGAGUUUCUGCGUAUUCGGGGUAACAAUACGCAUGGACUCAAUGGGCUUGGUAUUAUCAAGGAAUAUAAUCAGAAUGCCCUUUGGAAUACGAAGGGGAAUGGGUUUAUGAAGUUUAGGUUUGAUGAAGUCGAAUGUAAGGGUGAUGCGACUCAAGAUUUGGAUGGUGAGGAGCAUGGGGAGUUGUGA